Chrysochloris asiatica (Cape golden mole) is the source of this 1596-nucleotide messenger RNA. RefSeq names its product solute carrier family 18 (vesicular acetylcholine transporter), member 3 (gene SLC18A3). Bases 1 to 1596 code for a protein of 531 amino acids. Gene Ontology annotation, biological process: transmembrane transport; chemical synaptic transmission. NCBI's taxonomy places the organism in Eukaryota, Metazoa, Chordata, Mammalia, Afrosoricida, Chrysochloridae. The record is from RefSeq and is a predicted model, not a curated record. Gene Ontology annotation, molecular function: acetylcholine transmembrane transporter activity. Gene Ontology annotation, cellular component: terminal bouton; AP-2 adaptor complex; AP-1 adaptor complex. The transcript has a single exon.
AUGGAACCAGCGGAGCCGGCGGGCCAGGCCCGGGCGGCGGCCUCAAAGCUGUCCGAGGCGGUGGGCGCGGCGCUGCAGGAGCCCCGGCGGCAACGGCGCCUGGUGCUGGUCAUCGUGUGUGUGGCGCUAUUGCUGGACAACAUGCUGUACAUGGUCAUCGUGCCCAUCGUGCCCGAUUACAUCGCCCACAUGCGUGGGGGCAGCGAAAGCCCCACGGCAGUCCCUGAGGUGUGGACACCCACCCCGCCGCCGCCCACUCCAGCCAAUGCCAGCGCCGUCACGGCCAACACUUCAGUGCCCCCGACGGCUGCGUGGCCCUCCAGGUCGGCCCUGCGGCCCCGCUACCCCACAGAGAGUGAAGACGUGAAGAUCGGGGUGUUGUUCGCCUCCAAGGCCAUUCUUCAACUGCUGGUGAACCCCCUGAGCGGACCAUUCAUCGAUCGCAUGAGCUACGACGUGCCGCUACUCAUCGGCCUGGGCGUCAUGUUCGCCUCCACAGUGCUGUUCGCCUUUGCAGAGGACUACGCCACACUGUUCGCCGCACGCAGCCUACAGGGCCUGGGCUCAGCCUUCGCUGAUACGUCGGGAAUAGCGAUGAUCGCCGACAAGUAUCCCGAGGAGCCCGAGCGUAGCCGCGCUCUGGGCGUGGCAUUGGCCUUCAUCAGUUUUGGCAGCCUGGUAGCGCCACCCUUUGGAGGCAUCCUCUAUGAAUUCGCCGGCAAGCGCGUGCCCUUCCUUGUGCUAGCCACCGUGUCGUUGCUCGACGCGCUGCUGCUGCUGGUCGUAGCCAAACCCUUCUCGGCCGUAGCGCGGGCUCGGGCCAAUCUGCCUGUGGGUACGCCCAUCCACCGCCUCAUGCUAGACCCUUACAUCGCCGUGGUGGCUGGCGCGCUCACCACCUGCAACAUCCCGCUCGCCUUCCUUGAGCCUACCAUCUCCACAUGGAUGAAGCACACGAUGGCAGCAUCCGAGUGGGAGAUGGGCAUGGCCUGGCUGCCGGCCUUCGUGCCGCAUGUGCUAGGCGUCUACCUCACCGUGCGCCUGGCAGCGCGUUAUCCACACCUGCAGUGGCUGUAUGGCGCGCUCGGGUUGGUUGUGAUCGGCGCCAGCUCUUGCGUGGUACCAUCCUGCCGCUCCUUCGGGCCUUUGGUGAUUUCGCUUUGUGGUCUCUGCUUUGGCAUAGCGCUGGUCGAUACAGCACUCUUGCCCACGCUCGCCUUCCUUGUGGACGUGCGCCACGUCUCUGUCUACGGCAGCGUUUACGCCAUCGCAGACAUCUCUUAUUCUGUGGCCUACGCGCUGGGGCCCAUCGUGGCCGGGCACAUAGUGCACUCGCUGGGCUUUGCACAACUUAGUCUUGGCAUGGGCCUGGCCAACUUGCUCUACGCGCCAGUCCUGCUGCUGCUGCGAAACGUGGGCCUCCUAACGCGCUCCCGUUCCGAGCGCGACGUGCUGCUAGACGAGCCACCACAAGGGCUGUACGAUGCCGUGCGCUUGCGUGAGUGCCCAGUACGCGGCCCGGUGGGCGCGCCGGGUAGCCCACCUGGCGCCUUUGACGAGUGUGAGGACGACUACGACUACUACACCCGCAGCUAG